Phragmites australis (common reed) is the source of this 2439-nucleotide messenger RNA. RefSeq names its product probable sulfate transporter 3.3. The record is from RefSeq and is a predicted model, not a curated record. The transcript has 13 exons. Gene Ontology annotation, cellular component: membrane. NCBI's taxonomy places the organism in Eukaryota, Viridiplantae, Streptophyta, Magnoliopsida, Poales, Poaceae. Bases 190 to 2187 code for a protein of 665 amino acids. Gene Ontology annotation, biological process: transmembrane transport.
CCCCUUGUGUCACCUUUGAUUCCCCUCUCUCUUUCUCAAGUUGCGUAGCACUUUUCUUCUUUUGUAGCUGCUAUAGCUGCUCCUUAUCUGCCUUGGAGAGAAUUAGCUAGGCGGCCCAUCUCAUAGAUCGACACACACACACACACACCUCUAUAGCUCUUGUAAGCUGUAAGCGAUCACCUCUCACAGAUGGUGGGGAUGAGAGGCGCCUAUGGUGGUGGUUACAAUAAUGGCAAUGAGAGCCGGCCUCUUGGAGGUGUAGCGGCGGCGCCGACGACGGCGUCUAAGGAGAUCGCUGCGAUGGCGGUGCACAAGGUGGCGCCGCCGCCGCCGCAGAGCACGGCGAGCAAGCUGAAGGCGAGGGUGAAGGAGACGCUCUUCCCGGACGACCCGUUCCGGGGCUUCAUGGGGCAGCCGCCGAGGGUGCAGUGGCUCAUGGCAGUCAAGUACCUCUUCCCCAUCUUCGACUGGGUGCCCGGCUACUCCUUCUCGCUCUUCAAGUCCGACCUCGUCGCCGGCAUCACCAUUGCCAGCCUCGCCAUACCUCAGGGUAUUAGCUACGCGAAGCUGGCAAGCUUGCCUCCCAUAAUUGGCCUAUAUUCGAGCUUUGUGCCGCCGAUGGUGUACACCGUCCUGGGGAGCUCGAGGGACCUGGCGGUGGGCCCGGUGUCCAUCGCAUCGCUGAUCAUGGGGUCCAUGCUGCGGCAGGCCGUCAGCCCUGCCGACGAGCCGCUGCUGUUCCUGCAGCUCGCCUUCACCUCCACCUUCUUCGCCGGCCUCGUCCAGGCCUCCCUCGGCAUCCUGAGGUUGGGUUUCAUCAUCGAUUUCCUGUCGAAGGCGACGCUGGUUGGGUUCAUGGCCGGCGCGGCGAUCAUCGUGUCGCUGCAGCAGCUGAAGGCGCUGCUGGGCAUCGUCCACUUCACCACCGAGAUGGGUAUCGUCCCCGUCAUGGCCUCCGUGAUCCACCACACCAAGGAGUGGUCGUGGCAGACGAUCCUGAUGGGCGUGUGCUUCCUGGUGCUUCUGCUGUCGGCGAGACAUGUGAGCAUGAGAUGGCCAAAGCUUUUCUGGGUUUCAGCGUGUGCGCCCUUGGCAUCUGUCAUCAUCUCCACCCUGAUUGUUUUCCUCUUCAAAGCUCAGAAUCAUGGCAUUAGCAUUAUUGGGCAGCUCAAGUGUGGCCUGAAUAGCCCCUCAUGGGACAAACUACUCUUUGACACCACAUAUUUAGGCCUCACCAUGAAGACUGGCCUUGUCACCGGAAUCAUCUCCCUUACAGAAGGAAUAGCAGUUGGUAGAACAUUUGCCUCGCUGAAGGACUACCAAGUAGAUGGAAACAAAGAAAUGAUGGCCAUAGGGUUGAUGAACGUUGUGGGUUCAUGCACAUCAUGCUAUGUAACAACAGGAGCAUUCUCUCGGUCUGCUGUGAACCACAAUGCCGGCUGCAAGACUGCCAUGUCCAAUGUGAUCAUGGCACUAACUGUGAUGGUCACGCUGCUGUUCCUCAUGCCAUUGUUCGUGUACACACCGAAUGUUGUCCUUGGAGCAAUCAUAAUUUCCGCGGUUAUCGGUUUAAUCGAUUUGCCUGCUGUAUACCACAUCUGGAAGAUGGACAAGAUGGAUUUUCUUGUGUGCGUUUGUGCAUUUGCCGGCGUCAUCUUCAUCUCAGUCGAAGAAGGCCUUGCAAUAGCGGUUGGUAUAUCUGUAUUUAGGGUACUGUUGCAAAUCACAAGGCCAAAGAUGAUGAUUCAAGGAAACAUUAUGGGAACUGACAUUUACCGAAACCUCCAUCAGUACAAGGAGGCUCAAAGAGUUCCUGGGUUCUUAAUCCUUGCAAUUGAAGCACCAAUAAACUUUGCCAACAGCAACUAUCUUAAUGAAAGGAUUAAAAGAUGGAUAGAGGAAGAAAAUUCUGCACAGAAUAAACACAGUGAACUUCGUUUCAUAAUCUUGGAUCUGUCAGCUGUUCCUGCAAUCGACACAAGUGGCAUAGCGUUCCUCAUUGACAUAAAGAAACCAAUGGAGAAACUUGGACUGGAGCUUGUACUUGUGAAUCCAACCGGAGAGGUCAUGGAGAAAAUACAGCGAGCGAACGAGGCUCACAACCAUUUCAGGUCGGAUUGCCUGUAUUUGACCACUGGGGAAGCAGUCGCUUCACUUUCUGCGCUUGCCAAGAUGACAAUGCCCUAGAGUGGAUUGCCAAAUUGUCAUUGUGUUCAUCCAAUUGCACUGCCAAAAUUUUCAGUGCAAGAUUUUCCAUCACAGAAAGUGCCUACAACAAAAGAUUAUGUCAUAACUAUGUAGCUUAUCUUCACAAUUCUUCAGAUCCAUGUGGUGCAAAUUUAGCAUUUGAAUGUGAAGUAUAUGGGAACAUGUACAUUCAUGGGUGACCGUAGUUAUUUGUCUAUCUGAGAAAAUAUAACAGCACAAUAGUAGUUCUUA